AGCAAAGACUGACUAAUUUCUGAACGUAGAUUGUAGUUAGCGCAUGGAAAAGAGUUCAGUAUUUUUCAACAUGGCAGCGUCCAUGCUUGUGUUGAAUUCGCGCGGUCUUUCUAAAUUCAGGAAAAUUUCCAGUAAUCUCAAACGAAUAAAACCUGAACACUUCUCUGCAUGUGUACUACAGUCUAGUGUACGAAACUUCAGUGAAAUUUUAGGUGGGAGAACAACCAGGAUUGGAUAUGCAUCGGGAUUCUGGGGCGACACUGCUUGUGCAGCUCCACAGCUCGUUCAUCAUGGCCAGCUGGACUUCCUGGUGUUUGACUACCUCUCUGAGAUUACCAUGUCACUUCUCACAGCAGCCAAACACAAAAAACCAGAUCUUGGUUAUGCUCCAGAUUUUGUUCAGGCUGCAAUCGGCCCGCUGAUCAACGACAUCAAGAGGAAAGGCAUCCGUGUGGUGAGCAACGCGGGCGGAGUCAACCCCCACGCCUGCGCUGCAGCCGUACAGGAAGCUGCCAAGAAGGCAGGGAUUGAACUGAAGGUUGCCGUCGUGAUCGGCGAUGACCUCAUGAACAAGAGGGAUGAGAUCAUUGCAUCAGGAACCACAGACAUUGACUCUGGUAUCCCAGCUCCAAAGAGUUUAGUCAGCAUGAAUGCUUACCUUGGGGCCGGUCCCAUCACAAAAGCCCUUGACAUGGGUGCAGAGGUCAUAGUAACAGCCAGAUGUGUAGACAGUGCUGUGGUCUUGGCACCACUUAUGCACACUUUUGGCUGGGAACCAACUGACUACACACGUCUGGCAUCAGCCUCCCUGGCUGGUCACAUAGCUGAAUGUGGGGCGCAGGCUACCGGCGGAAUCUUCACCGACUGGCACCUCGUGGACGGCUGGGACAACAUCGGCUUUCCCAUUGUCGAGUGUGGGGCAGACGGCCAAUUCGUCAUCACCAAAUCUCCCAACACAGGUGGGCUGGUUUCCAAGGCAACCAUCGCCGAGCAGAUUGUGUAUGAGCUAGGAGACCCAGGGCGGUACGUACUGCCAGAUGUGAUAUGCGACUUCAGGAAUGUCACCUUACAAGAAAUUGAAGGUGAUCCUAAUGGAGCUGUGUUAGUGACGGGGGCUAGGGGCUUGCCUCCCUCUUCACAAUAUAAGGUGAGUGGUACUUACGCUGACGGCUUCAGAGCAACUGCGGUGUGCCCAGUCACUGGGCCCAAUGCUGCUGAGAAAGGCAGGAAGACUGCACAGAGUAUUCUUAAAAGAACUAGAACCAUGUUCAAGCACCUCGGUCUGAAAGACUACACACAGACCAAUGUCCAGAUACUGGGCUCAGAGCAGACGUACGGUCCCCGCGCCAGGGAUAUCAACCCUAGGGAGAUCGUGCUGUGGAUGGCGGUGGAGCACUCCCAGCGUAACGCCCUGGAGGUGUUCUCAAGAGAAAUUGCCCCUGCUGGUACAGGGAUGGCUCCUGGUCUGACGGGCAUUGCAGGGGGCAGACCAAGAGUGUCGCCCGUCUUGAAGCUGUUUUCAUUCCUGUAUCCAAAAGACCAAAUAGAGGCUAAGGUACAUCUGGAUGGUAAGGAAGAGAGUAUCACGGCAUCAACCACCGAUGCCUCCCAAGAUACACAACCAGCAGAGGAGACAGGAGCACCAGCUGAGGAGGUACUUGAAGGGGGAAGUCACAGCUUCAGCCUGGGGGAACUGGCCUACACAAGGAGUGGGGAUAAGGGAAACAAUGCAACGAUAGGAGUCAUAGCCAGGCAUGUGUCCUAUGUACCAUACCUAAGGAAGGCACUUACACCAGCCGCGGUGCAAGAAUAUUUCCUGCAUCUUAUAGAUCCCAAUACUCCCAACCCUGUAUCAAGAUAUGAACUUCCUGGCAUCAACGGUUUCAGCUUCCUGUUGAGGAACUCUCUGGGGGGCGGGGGUGUGGCUUCCUUAAGGAGUGACCCACAGGGCAAGGGCUACGGGCAGAUGUUGCUUGAUUUCCAGAUCACCAAUGUCCCAGAUCUUCUUUCUCUGGCCAAGAAGUCAUCAUGAAAUGGCAAACAUUAAAUUGGAGAUGUGAAGGAGAAAAGAACUAAACAGUUGAAGGGACUGGCAUUUCAUCCUUAAGAAUCUUGGAAUAGUCGUCCAAGUUUUGUGAAAAUGACAAAGUUGCUAAAAUGCUGGCAAAAUUGAGAAAAGAGACAAUUGCACUGCAGAUUCAAUUGAUUUGUUAAGAGUCUGCAUCAGUCAGAGGAUGCAGGUUUAAAAACUAAAGUUUUAACAAGACAACAAGACUGUGAAGCUAACUUAAUAGAGAACAGGAUUUACGACUUAUCUGGGUCACUUCAACUGCUCAAAAAUGGUUGGUGGGAAAGGUGUAUUGGCUGGAGGAUGUGUAGAGAUUGUCCCUUUUUUGUUCUGGUGACUGGAACAUAGACUGCAGGGUAUUAAGAAAUGGCUCUGAUCAUUGUACAGUAUUUGAGGUGAUCAAGUCUGCCGUCUGUUUAUAAAAUUUGGGUUGUCAUUUAAUUUGCCUUAAUUUCACAGCUACAGAGACAUAUUUGUACAUAUCAGAUUUUCACAGCAUGAGCACAGAUCAGAAGAAGAUGAGAUUUUGUGUACUUGGACUUUUUGUUUGUUUUCGGUUUGGGUUUUUUUUUUAAGAGAACUACAGUCAGAAAAUCCUCAGUCAGUCGUUGAUCUGCUAUAUGCAAUGUGCUUUUAUGGAGUCAAAUAAUUAGCCAACCUAAAUAUUGAGACAUAAGCAUAAAAAAACGAUUUACAGGUUUGAAAUUGACUGGAACAAGCCCGUCCAAUUUCCUAUGCAGAGGCUUACUGGCUUUUAGUUUGAGUAUGUCAACAUUUUACCAUUUUCUUUGUAUGGAGGAAUUUGGAUAACUGUCAGAGAAUCAUGCAGGCAGUGUUUAUUUAUUUUGAAUAAAAUGUUCAAAAUCAUUUCAUGUGAACAUACCUGUUGUGUGGCUCAUUAGUGCUUGCUGCAAUAUGUCAUGACGGGCAACCAUUCUAAAUAGCUGUAAACUCACCUUGAAUAUUUUUGCAUUGUAUGUAACCGUGUAUUCUGUUCCCAAGUUGCUUUUGAUACCUUUUCAUACCUUUAUCACAGAUCAGAGUUUGGGAAGAAUAUGAAUGAUUAAAUAUAUGAGGAGAGAAAUUAA
Acanthaster planci (crown-of-thorns starfish) is the source of this 3156-nucleotide messenger RNA. RefSeq lists its product as uncharacterized. The record is from RefSeq and is a predicted model, not a curated record. Lineage: Eukaryota; Metazoa; Echinodermata; Asteroidea; Valvatida; Acanthasteridae.